Molecule: messenger RNA, 1603 nt
Organism: Sorex fumeus (smoky shrew)
Lineage: Eukaryota; Metazoa; Chordata; Mammalia; Eulipotyphla; Soricidae
Gene: ARL9
Product: ADP ribosylation factor like GTPase 9
Exons: 4
Coding region: 39-1103 (354 amino acids)
Molecular function (GO): GTPase activity; GTP binding
Source: RefSeq, a predicted model, not a curated record
GGCGCGCGGAGAGAGGAAAGGACGCCGGGCUGGUGGCGAUGGAGAAGGGGAAACCGAAGAAGAAAGAGAAGGGAAGGGACUCGGAUAAAGAGAAGAGCUCGGAGAGAGGGUCCAAGACCAAGGAGCCCGAGAAGGAGCGAAAUGGCACCAAGGGGAAGGAGUUAGACAGGGACAGGAACGGGUCCAAGGGCAAGGAAGUGGGCGAGAAAGAGCGAAACGGGAAGGGGAAGGAGCCGCUGGAGAAAGAGAGAACCGCAUCCAAGGAAAAGGAGCCGGAGAAGAGGAAUGGAAGAGGGCGGGACUCGGAGAAGGAGAGACGCGUGAAGGACGGGGACAAGGAAAAGUCGGGAAGGUCCAAGGAGCCGGACAAGGACAGGAACGGGGCCAAGAGCAAGGAGCCCGAGGAGAAGAAGAAGGACUCGGAGAAGGAGAAAGUUAAAGAGAAGGAAAAAGGGAGAGACCGGGCCAAGGAGGACAAACACCGGGAGGAGAGGAAGAACCUAGAGAAGGAGCAGAGCAAGGGGCCGGAGGAGAAAGAAAAGGAGAACAAAACCGCUUUGACAAAGCCCAUGCUGGAUCUGCCGGACAAAAAUAAGCAGAUUCUAGUGCUAGGACUGGACGGAGCAGGGAAGACCAGUCUUCUGCACUCUUUCGCUUUAAACAGAGUCCAGCACAGCAUUGCCCCCACCGAAGGCUUCAAUGCCGUGUGCAUCAACACCGAAGACAGUCAGAUGGAGUUCCUGGAGAUCGGCGGCAGGGAAGCGUUCCGUCCCUAUUGGCAAAUGUACCUGUCCAAGGGUUUGCUGCUCGUGUUUGUGGUGGAUUCAGCCGACCACCACAGACUGCCUGAAGCCAAGAAACACCUUCAUCAACUAAUUGGAACCAAUCCACUCCUUCCACUGGUUGUGUUUGCAAACAAACAGGAUCUUGACACAGCCUACCACAUUACAGAUAUUCAUGAUGCCUUGGCAUUAUCUGAGGUGGGAAAUGAAAGGAAGAUGUUCUUGUUUGGAACCCAGGUGACAGAGAACGGCUCAGAGAUCCCCGCUGCCAUGCAGGAUGCCCGGGACCUGAUUGCACAGCUGGCUGCGGACAUGCAGUGAGAGCUCAGUAUCCGCUCGGACCCAGAUUGCAACUGGGAGCGUUGAAUGGCAGACUCGAAACCAAAGGUUUCCACUUUCAAAUAAAAAAUGAGCAGUUUCUUAUUUUUCUCAGUGGACCACACUUUACACAAAAAUCAUGUUAAUUAAGAAUGUCUCUUUGGGGUUUAAAGUUUUAAAAACAAGCUAAUGUAUUAGGAGAAUUUGGAUUUUUAGUUGACAAACUCAAAGGGAGUAUGAGUAAGCAUUUCUUUUAUAUAUUUUUUAUUAUUGCAUGAGAUUUAUGUUGAGAUAUUUUAAAGAACUUCUUUCCAAUUAAAAAUCCAGCUGUAGUUUUUUCAAGGACAUUUGAAUAAACUUUUUUUCUAGUAAAAAUUCAGGUGUCUUUCCUUCGGUGGAUGCAUUUAAUGCAGUAAGGAAAAAUACAGGGUUAGGGGAAUGGGGGAAAUAAGUGCCCUCAAAUCAACACAGAAACUUAAAUUAAUAGCUCUCAGCAAGAUUGA